GCAGGGUCGGGCCUGGGGGACGCCGCUCCUGCGCCUGCCGCCUAUGAUGCUGAUCAGCGUGCUUGUCUGUCGCCGUCCGUCCUAGCCCUUGGGCCGGACCCCGACGACCUGCUGGGCACGGCCUUCCUGUGGUGUGGGUGGCGUGUUCUUCCGACCUCGGGGCUGCACGGUCCAGCCGGGAACCCUGGUGACGCCAGGUGGUUCGACGCCACGGCCGCGGACAUCGCCUCCGCCGACCUCUUGUUCAUUUCUUGGGACCAGGCAGCCCGACCACGAGCCGGUGAAGUUCCGGCGGUUUUCGAUGAUGGCCGUGCAGACUCGCGCCUUUUUGCCGACCGCGUGGCUGCGGGGCGGGACCCCGCAGCCCGGUUGCGGAGCAGCGCCCCCGGCACGACAGCCGAGGAUUUCCAGAACGCGGUGCUAGCUUUCCUCCAAGGCCAGGUGGUGCAACGUCAGGCGCGUGGAGGCUGCAUCUUGGAGGACGCGUUGGCCGACGCGUGCUGGCAGGCACCGGUUGUCACGCAGAGAGAUUGCAUCGGGGCCGCCUUGUUGUGCCAGCACUUUCACGACCCCCUGGAGUGGGACCCCGACUGGGUCGGGGGCGAGUGGCGGCUCCCGAGCCAGGAGGAGGCGCAGGUCACGGCCCCGUUUGCCUUCUUCAUUGCAGUUUCGGCGUCUUGGUGGGCUGCCCGUCGAGGUCUGGCGGUGGUUCGGAUACACCGGCUGCCACCGGUAGAGAGCACCGGUCGGCGGGAGCAUUGGCUUCAGAUUGCCCCCGAGGCGCUGCGGUCGGAGGCCAUGUCGCCUCUGGCUGUCUCUCUGGGCCUUAGGCCCGGGCAGAUCCCAGCUGCCGACCAGUUGCCAGUGAAAGCCCUGGCAGAGGAGCGCGUGGCAGCCAAGGGCCUGUUACCGGAUGGUUGCGUGUAUGUGGGUCAGGGCAACUACCAGCACCGACUUCCUACCUCGAAGUGGCGUAACCCUUGGGUAGCUGGGCUUACUUGCGACCCAGGACAGGCCUUGUCGCGCUAUGCUGACUUCGUCGUGGCCGAGUUGUGGCACGAUCUCGGGGAGCUAGCGGGCCUGACCCUGCUCUCCGACACCCCCAUGGAGGACUCCUAUUCCUUCGCCUUGGCGGUGGUGGUCGGCUUCCUCAUCCCAAGACGUCUGGUCUUUGGUUACCGAGCGGGGCGAAGGUUCGAGCGGCGGGGGCCCCAGAUGGUGCGAUCAGACAGGCGGUACCUGUCCCCUUCCAGCAAGAGGCGGUAA
Messenger RNA from Symbiodinium necroappetens, 1266 nucleotides. NCBI's taxonomy places the organism in Eukaryota, Dinophyceae, Suessiales, Symbiodiniaceae. The record is from the annotation of a GenBank genome assembly.